GCAAAACAGGUUCCCAAGAAGAUCAAAUCAAAGAAAAAAUGUGUGAUCGAUCUUUAAUCUCUUUGCAUUAUUAUUACAUCACUUCCUAAAUUUCCGUUCUAAUACUUCCAAAACUUUGUUCCUUUUUGGCUAAGUAAUCUCUCUUCAAUUAAUUUAAUUGGUUCUUCAGCUUUUCUGAACAAGAACAGAGUAGCUCUGUCUGGAUUCCACUUCUCUCUCUCUCAGAUUCUCUUACAUAUACAUAUACACACAACAUGGAGAGGUAUGAUAUAGUGAAGGAUAUUGGGUCUGGUAACUUCGGAGUGGCAAAGCUUGUUCGUGACAAAGUUUCUAAAGAGCUUUUCGCUAUUAAGUUCAUAGAGAGAGGCCAUAAGAUUGAUGAGCAUGUACAAAGAGAAAUCAUGAACCACAGGUCACUCAACCAUCCCAACAUAAUAAGAUUCAAGGAGGUUUUGUUGACGGCAACACAUUUGGCUAUAGUAAUGGAAUACGCCGCCGGAGGAGAACUCUUUGAAAGAAUCUGUAGCGCCGGAAGAUUUGGCGAAGAUGAGGCAAGAUUUUUCUUCCAGCAGCUAAUAUCAGGAGUUAGCUACUGUCAUAGUCUUCAAAUAUGCCAUAGAGAUCUAAAGCUAGAGAACACGCUGUUAGAUGGAAGUACAGCACCACGUGUAAAGAUAUGUGAUUUUGGAUACUCAAAGUCAGGAGUUCUUCACUCUCAACCAAAGACAACAGUAGGAACACCUGCUUACAUUGCACCUGAAGUCCUUUCUAAAAGAGAAUAUGAUGGCAAGAUCGCUGAUGUCUGGUCCUGUGGUGUCACUUUGUAUGUAAUGCUCGUUGGUGCUUACCCUUUUGAGGACCCUUCUGACCCUAAAGAUUUUCGUAAAACCAUCGGUCGGAUUCUGAGAUCGCAGUACUCUAUUCCUGACUAUGUCCGAGUUUCUGAUCUAUGCAAACAUCUUCUCUCUCGAAUAUUCGUGGCCAACCCUGAAAAGAGAAUAACCAUGGAGGAGAUCAAGAAUCAUUCUUGGUUUCUCAAGAAUUUGCCGGUUGAUAUGUCGGGAGCAUCAUCGAGAAGGAAUGAUCCGUCUCAGACAGAGGAAGAGAUAGUGUGGAUCAUUGAGGAAGCUCGGAAAGCGAUCACUGGAGCUUCUGGACUCUCUGGUGCUGGUGGCUCUGGUGAAAGCAGUAGUGGUGCUAUUGGAAGUAGUAUGGAUCUUGAUGACUUGGAUGUGGAUUAUGACGAUGAUAUCGACACUGGUGAUUUCGUUGGCACCUUGUGACCAUUUUUAUCAUUCGCAUUACCAAAAGGAGAUUUCAUGAGAGUUGCACAAACGUGAUUGUAAUGUUCUAUAUAGCUUGGAUUGAUUAUUUUAAACGCAAUGGUUGAAUUUUAUGUUGAUGUAGUGAUUUGGCUCAAAUAUGGGGGUUAAGAGCUUUGUGGACUUAUAUCUUUGUAAAUUUUUUAUUUGACUUUUUGGGAUCAUCAGUAAGUUAUCGACAUAAAAUGUCUAUCGUGUGAAGGUUGUUUGAAUGAAAAU
This is a messenger RNA of Eruca vesicaria subsp. sativa (arugula), 1541 nucleotides long. The record is from the annotation of a GenBank genome assembly. NCBI's taxonomy places the organism in Eukaryota, Viridiplantae, Streptophyta, Magnoliopsida, Brassicales, Brassicaceae.